Molecule: messenger RNA, 2042 nt
Organism: Bubalus bubalis (water buffalo)
Lineage: Eukaryota; Metazoa; Chordata; Mammalia; Artiodactyla; Bovidae
Product: C-type lectin domain family 7 member A
Exons: 9
Coding region: 121-1068 (315 amino acids)
Source: RefSeq, a predicted model, not a curated record
CUACUGCUGAGAAUAUUUUCAGUUGUUCUGGACAUCAGAUCUUUUCCUCCCGUUCAGCCUUUAGAAGGGAGAGGAACGCCUCCCAACUCUAUUUCUGAACAAACUGUGGAACUUACAGACAUGACGGAGAAGCAUGUUUAUACUGAUGUGAAAUCUCUUGGCAAAAGGAAGAAAAUGCAGUCCAGAACUGCUGACAGGAAAUAUGAGGGUGAAAACAAUGACAAGAAGAUUGACUAUAUGACGCUCUCACUUGUUGCUCCUGAUCGGCAGACAGGUGAGAGACCUGAAAUAUCUCAAAAAGAAGCAACACAGAAUAACAGGUUAAAAAGGCCUCACAGGAAUGCAGGAUUUCAUUCCCAGCCUCAGAUCCAAACAACUCAACAAAUACAAAGAAUUCCUGAACAUGACAGAAAUAAAGUGUUCCAAGCAGCAUCUUCUGGACGUAUUGCAGCAGUAAUACUAGGAAUUAUAUGUGUCAUCCUUUUGGGAAUAUCAGCAUUUUUUGCUACUAAGUAUUUUCAAAAUUCUUUUAAUUAUCAGAACAUGUUGGAUAAUGACCCACAGGAAUAUGAUCAGAACAUGUUGGAUAAUGACACGCAGGAAUAUGAGAAAACCAGGACUCCUAUGAAAAAUAAAUGCUUUUCAAAGGAUUGGUUAAACUCAGAAAAGUACAGGGAAGAAUACAAAAACAAAUGGUCUUGCUGUGAAGAGAAAUGCUACUAUUUUUCUGACAUAGAUAAAACCUUUGAAGAGAGUCAGAAAUUCUGCACCAACCAGGGCUCUCAUCUGUUGAAAAUAGAAGAUGAGGAUGAACAGAACUUUGUUCAGUCUUUGGUGUCUUAUUUUUAUUGGAUUGGAUUAUCUCGAAAAGGAAGUGUCAGCCCCUGGAUGUGGGAAGAUGGUUCUUUGAUACAAUAUAAACUAAAUCUGUUGAAUUCAAAAAUAAACAACAACUGUGCAUAUGUCACAGCAACCAAAGUAGCUGCCACAGUGUGCACCAGGCAGUUUUUCUUUAUUUGUGAGAAGAAUUAUGCUAGUGUUGAUCUCAAACUAUCAGAAGAUAAAUGAAGUAGUCAACAUUCUGGUGCAUCCGUCUGUUACCUGCAAGAUGCAAGUAAAUGUUGUGUUCCUGACACUGGUCUGUUUGUUAAUUGCAUAUGUAAGACAACUUGUAAAUUUGAUGUAGAUACUUUAAAUGUUGGAGAUUCAUCUGCAUGGGGAGGGGGUUGACAAGCACCUUCUUUGACUUGAUUUCAAGUGGAAUUAAUUUUGAUGGAAAGAUGAAGAUUUAAUUCAGAAACUAUUAGUAAUAUUCUUUUCCCCUCUAUUUUGGCUGAAUUUUCCUGCAACAUAUGGUAUCCCUCAUAUAUAUUGUGAAGAAAUAGCCCAUACACUGAGCUAUUUUUUAACUGAUGUUCAGGAAAUCAAGAUGAAACAUGAUAUGACUAUGUACAUCCAUUUUUAUUUUUCUGAGAAGUAUAUUUGUACUUUCAGAGAAGAUGAGUCAUUUCUGCACUUCCACUUUAUCACUUUUAAAAUUCAAGAUUUUCACAAUUAAUGUAAGAAUUCAUAGUUGAAAAAUUAAAAAUAUAUAUAAAAAAAUAGAAGCACAUUGAAUAAAAACUGAUUCCAUAAUCCUUUCUCCUGAUUUUUUGUCUUUCCAGUUACACUGUUAACAUUUGGAUUGUAUCUUUCCAGACAGUUUGGCUAACGUUUUGCUGUAGAUACUGUAGCAUGAAACUUUAUUACAUAUAUGUCUCUGUGAAUGUAUUUGAAUAUUCUAUAAAGUAGAAAUAGAGAAGAAAAACUUCCAUGUCUAAUAGUACGCAUCUUAUAAAUCCUCAAGUAUAGAUACUUUCUGCAAAAGCUGUUAAUUAGUAGCCACAUAUACAAUACAUGUAUAUGUUUCUUCAAACCCUUACUAAUAUAUUACAUUAUCAAUUUUAAUAGGCACAAAUGUUCUUUUAUUGUUUUAACUAAUACUUCCACAUUACCUGUGAGACAGAACACCUGUUCUGUUACUUAUUUGUCAAUUAUUCCAU